UCAGAACACUGCUGCUCUGACUGUGGGAAGAGAUUCACAUCAUCAGGCAUUAAAAUUCAUCAGAGAACACACACAGGAGAGAAAUCUUAUAGCUGUGGUCAAUGUUGGAGGAGUUUUACAACAUUAAUCUCUCUGAAAGUACACCAGAGAACACACACAAGAAAGAAACGUUAUAGCUGUGAUCAAUGUGGGAAGAGAUUUGAUACAUCUGGCAACCUGACUCAACACCAGAGAAAACACACAGGAGAGAAACCUUAUAGCUGUGAUCAAUGUGGGAGGAGAUUUGCUAUAUCUGGCAACCUGACUCGACACCAGAGAACACACACAGGAGAGAAACCUUAUAGCUGUGGUCGAUGUAGGAGGAGAUUUGCUAUAUCUGGCAACCUGACUCGACACCAGAGAACACACACAGGAGAGAAACCUUAUAGCUGUGGUCAAUGUAGGAGGAGAUUUGCUACAUCUGGCAACCUGAUUCGACACCAGAGAACACACACAGGAGAGAAACCUUAUAUCUGUGGUAAAUGUGGGAGGAGAUUUAGUCGAUCUGGAGAUCUGACAGUGCACAAGAGAACACACACAGGAGAGAAACCUUAUAGCUGUGGUCAAUGUGGGAAUAGAUUUGCUUCAUCUGGCUCUCUGACUCUACACCAGAGAACGCACACAGGAGAGAAACCUUAUAGCUGUGGUCAAUGUGGGAAGAGAUUUGCUUCAUCUGGCUCUCUGACUCUACACCAGAGAACACACACAGGAGAGAAACCUUAUAGCUGUGGUCAAUGUGGGAGGAGUUUUAGUCGAUCUGGAGAUCUGACAGUGCACAAGAGAACACACACAGGAGAGAAAUCUUAUAGCUGUGGUCAAUGUGGGAAGAGUUUUGUUCAAUCUGGCCAUCUGACUCAACACCAGAGAACACACAGGAUUGAAAUCUCAUAGCUGUGACCAGAGAUAAUCUGAUAAAUGAUCUCUGAUCAAAUAUUAGAAAAUACAUACAUGAAGUAGUUGUUUCAUGAUUUCAAUGAAUUAAUGUCACAAUGUAGAAUUUUUUAACAUUGUAGUAGGCGUAUUGUAAUGAUUUCACAAUGUAGAAGCCUAAACGUGUGCCCACUUGGAUCAAAUCAAAUUAUUUUAUGAAGCCCUUCUGAUAUCAGCUGAUAUCUCAAAGUGCUGUACAGAAACCCAGCCUAAAACCCCAAACAGCAAGCAAUGCAGGUGUAGAAGCA
This is a messenger RNA of Oncorhynchus mykiss (rainbow trout), 1217 nucleotides long. The record is from RefSeq and is a predicted model, not a curated record. NCBI's taxonomy places the organism in Eukaryota, Metazoa, Chordata, Actinopteri, Salmoniformes, Salmonidae.